Rhododendron vialii is the source of this 1332-nucleotide messenger RNA. Its product is annotated as protein trichome birefringence-like 39. The record is from RefSeq and is a predicted model, not a curated record. Gene Ontology annotation, molecular function: O-acetyltransferase activity. NCBI's taxonomy places the organism in Eukaryota, Viridiplantae, Streptophyta, Magnoliopsida, Ericales, Ericaceae. Gene Ontology annotation, cellular component: Golgi apparatus. The coding region runs from base 66 to 1304 and encodes 412 amino acids. The transcript is spliced from 5 exons.
AUUCCCAGACAACUUUUUCCCACAACAAAGUCCUUUACUACAACCUUCUGGGAUCGAAAUCCCAGAUGGGUUUUCUGAGCCAGCCCCUGUUUCUCACUCUGUUUCUGUUUUCACACCAAACAAUUAUGGCUUACCAAUACUACAAUACCAGUACUGCACCCUCUUCUACUUCUUCUUCUAUAGGUAGAAAGCUUGCCAGUGGUUGCAAUUUUUUCCAAGGCAAAUGGGUAUACGAUGCUUCCUAUCCAUUGUACGAUUACUCAAGCUGUCCCUUCAUAGAUCCAGAAUUCAAUUGCCAAAAGUACAAUAGGCCUGAUAAACUGUACCAGAAAUACAGGUGGCAGCCCUUCUCGUGUAACUUGCCAAGGUUUAAUGGGAAGGAUUUUUUGGAGAGGUGGAGAGGGAAAAAAAUCAUGUUUGUGGGCGACUCACUGAGUGUGAACAUGUGGGAGUCAUUGAGUUGCAUGAUUCAUUCAUGGGUCCCAAAUUCUAAGACAGCAUUCAUCAGAAAAGGCUCACUUGGUUCCGUUACAUUUGAGGAUUAUGGAGUCAAGUUACUACUAUAUCACACUACAUAUCUUGUAGAUAUAGUAAAUGAACAAGCGGGUCGGAUUUUGAAGCUGGACUCUAUUCAAAAUGGCAAUGCUUGGAGAGGCAUGGACGUGUUGAUCUUUAACUCAUGGCAUUGGUGGACUCACACCGGAAGUUCUCAACCAUGGGACUACAUGCAAGAGGGGAAUAUAUUGUACAAAGACAUGAACCGUCUUAUUGCUUUCUACAAAGGCAUGACCACAUGGGCCAGAUGGGUCAACCGAAAUGUUGACCCUUCCAAAACCAAAGUUUUCUUCCAGGGUAUCUCUCCCACCCAUUACGAAGGCAAGGAUUGGAAUGAACCAUCAAAUUCAUAUUCCGGGGAGAUGCAACCGUUGUUUGGAACCAAGUACCCAGCAGGCACACCGAUGGCUGCAGUGGUUGUGAACAAGGUCUUGAGCCAAAUCAAGAAACCAGUUUAUUUGCUCGACAUCACCACCCUCUCCCAGUACGGAAAGGACGCUCACCCGAAGGUUUACAGUGGCAACCACAACGGGUUGGAUUGCAGCCACUGGUGCCUUCCGGGGUUACCGGAUACUUGGAACCCGCUGCUCUAUGCAGCUCUCAUUAGCUGGAAAAUAUGUCAUACUUUACAAGGAUUUGUGUUGAUUUUAUAUAACUUCCUGGGAAGAAAAUGUAUCAUUGUUUUGAUGAUUGAAUUUGGUUCCGAGUAUAAAUUACUAUACUUUUUGGAUGUUAAUUACUUAAUUUAAUUGAUGGCAUGCACUUUGAUUGGAGAGU